This is a messenger RNA of Fraxinus pennsylvanica, 615 nucleotides long. Lineage: Eukaryota; Viridiplantae; Streptophyta; Magnoliopsida; Lamiales; Oleaceae. The record is from the annotation of a GenBank genome assembly.
AUGGGUUCAAAUCGAGACUCAUCCAAUGAACAACCCAAUUUGUCCUCGCCAAAGAACAUGUACAAGGAUCCAGAUGAUGGCCGCCAACGCUUCUUGCUGGAACUCGAAUUCGUUCAGUGCCUUGCUAAUCCCACCUACAUCCACUAUUUGGCUCAGAAUCGGUAUUUUGAAGAUGAAGCUUUUAUUGGGUACCUGAAAUACCUUCAAUAUUGGCAAAGACCUGAGUAUAUAAAGUACAUAAUGUAUCCACAUUGCCUCUUCUUUCUCGAGCUUCUCCAAAAUCCCAACUUUCGGAACGCAAUGGCGCAUCCUGGAAGCAAGGAACUGGCACACAGGCAGCAAUUUUAUUUUUGGAAGAACUAUCGGAACAACCGGUUGAAGCAUAUAUUACCAAAACCACUUCCUGAACCUGCUGCUGUGCCUCCAACAUCUGUUCCUCCUCCUUUGCCACCUCCGGCCAUUGCAGCUGCUCCUCCUGCUCCUCCCGUUCCUUCCCCUGCUGCUGGUCCAGUUCCUUCUCCAAUGCAGUAUGGAAUGCCCCCUGGAUCUGCACUUGCUAGAAAUGACACAAGAAGCAGUGCAGUUGAUCGAAGAAAGAGAAAGAAAGAUGGGUGA